Molecule: messenger RNA, 516 nt
Organism: Caenorhabditis remanei
Lineage: Eukaryota; Metazoa; Nematoda; Chromadorea; Rhabditida; Rhabditidae
Exons: 3
Coding region: 1-516 (171 amino acids)
Source: RefSeq, a predicted model, not a curated record
AUGAAAAACGUUCUCUUUUCCUAUAUUCUUAAACAUAAUUAUAUGAAAACUGUUGCAAUCUUGAUAAGCUUUGUGGUUGUGGGUGUUGCUGCCAAAUGGUUUACUCCGAUGGCUCCAUUGCAGGAUGGAUGCAAAAAGAAUGAGGAAAGAGUCAAGUGUGGGUAUAAUUGUGAGGCACAGUGUGGAUUUGAGCCGACGGUCUGCAGUCUCGAGUGCAUCCCAAAUGUCUGUGAAUGCAAGGAUGGGUUCGUCCGAAACACCCUCGGAGAAUGCGUCCACCGCCUCGAGUGCACUCCAGAAACCUCUCGAUGCCCUGAAGACGAAGAGUUCCAAGUGUGUGGAGCAGUGUGCCAACCGAGCUGCGAGGACCCGUACCCGACAUUCUGCCAGUACACUGAUUGCGCCAGGAACGUCUGCAGAUGCCUCCCAGGAUUGGUUCGCAAUGGAGUGAUUUGUACCGAGUUGAGCAUGUGCCGGAAUGUUCCGAGUCGGCCACUCGAGCUCUUCACGUUGUAA